Molecule: messenger RNA, 771 nt
Organism: Striga hermonthica
Lineage: Eukaryota; Viridiplantae; Streptophyta; Magnoliopsida; Lamiales; Orobanchaceae
Source: the annotation of a GenBank genome assembly
AUGGAGUUAGAGCAGGACGAGAAUACUAUGUUUUCUGGAGGGCGAGUCAAGUACAGCGAGCAUGUUACCCAAACCACAGUGGCCGCCAGACCGGAAAAUCCCUUUUUCAGCCGGAAGAAUCGUUUUCAGGCGGAGACUACUGCCGUGAGGACGGUGCGGUUCUCCGUCACCGACCCAGACGCUACCGACUCGUCUGGGGACGAACGGGAUGGAUUAUCCGUCAAGCGCCGGCGGGUCAGGAGGUUUAUCAGCGAGGUCAGAAUCCUGCCCUGCUGCGGAGAUGGCGGAAUAGUUGGCGGAAGUGCGAACGGCGUCUCCAGGAGCAGCAGGCGGAGGAUGAGGGCUGGGGUCGGUGGAAAAGUAGACAGGAAGGAGGCGGAGGCGGCUAGCGCAACGGCCAAGGCGGGGAGUCAGAGGAAGUUCCGAGGGGUGAGGCAGAGGCCGUGGGGCAAGUGGGCGGCGGAGAUCAGGGACCCCUGCAAGAAGCCGGAAGGUACCGUUUCGAGGAGCGACGGGAAAUUCCCAGAUUUCUCGAUAUUCGGGCCGAGUGACGAUUUGUUUGCCGAGUUGGAGAACUCGGUGGCGGGGCCCAGUUUGUUUGACAAUGACGGUUUCUCGGGCGGCAUUUUCGGGCCGGAUUUCUGCUGCCCGGAUGAUGCGCUUAACGGGUCCAGUGCGGAUUUCGGGUUCGGUCCCUCCACCUGGCAGGUGGAUGAUUGCUUUCAAGACAUCGGUGAUAUAUUCGGGUCGGACCCGCUGUUGGCCCUUUGA